ACAACAAACAACAUGUAUGACAGUUGACGUGUUAUUUCAAAACGACUUCAGUUCCACAAAAGCGAACACAAAAACCACGGUAGCAGGUUUUAUUUUUGGAUUAUCUACCACGUUUCGCACGGAAAUACGCUGCGCGACCUUGUUUCGAAACGGGCCAUUCAAAUUUAGAUCAUCUUAGUGCACUUUCCACGGAAAUAAAUGAGAAAAACAUACGUUUAACCUUAAACGUAUUCAAAGUUUGCUGCACCUCAGUGCUGUGGCUCAUGCCACAGAAAUAACAGACAAAAUGGGUGAAAAGGAAGACAAUGAUCUGGUGGUAAACAACACGAAAACUUCAAUCGAUAUGAACGAAAGUACUGAUGCAAUUGGCACAAAAACUAUAUUCUAUGGAGUAUACAUUCCUGCAGAUGUGCAAGUGCAAGAAACAGAUUUAUUCAUGAAUGUGUUUGAUAACAAAGUAGAAGCAUUAAAGCUUGUUAAAAAGUACAAAAAAGCCAGGUUCAAAGCAUUUGAUUACAGUAAAGAUGCUGUAGAAUUUGCUGAGAAUGGAUCUGAGUAUCCAAACACAGUUGUAGAAGUUGUCAAAAAUGGGGAUAGUCCUAGUGUUGGUGAGAAACACAGCCCAUUCAGGGGACCCACAUCACAAAAUUUGGUCAAGCUGAGGAAAGGAAUUGAGACUGGUGAUGUUGAUUUUGUUCAGAAGACUAUAUGGGAUAAUCCAAGAUAUUUGAUUGGGGCAGGGGAUACACCAUCAAUACUUCAAGAGGGAUUCAGAUAUAAUGCCCUUCAUGUUGCAGCAAAAGCCAAAAAUCCAAUAAUGUGUGAAUUGAUCUUAAACACAAUCUCUAAUAUCAAGUUCAUUAAGAAGCUUUAUGUAGAUGACAAAGAACCAGAGGAGAGGGCAAAAAUAUUGCUAGAUUUAUACUUGAACACACCAGAUAAGGGACUUAAUGAAACGCCCUUGCAUUUUGCUGUUAAAUUUGGCGCACCAAAAUGUGUUGCAGUGUUUGUUUCAUUUCCACAAUGUGAUAAAAAUUUACGAAAUAAACACGGGAACUUACCGAAAGAAAUUAUUUGUGAUAGAUAUGAUGGACCAGACGCAAAAAUAUUCAGUGAAGAAAUCGCUGGUCUGCUUGAAGAUAACUUCUACGUUCCAGUUCUCAGGUCAGAAGAUAAUUGUGCGCCACCGAUUAUCGGCACACCAUUUUCGCCCACCAGUCCACCAAAUUUUAAUCAAGAUCCGCUUAGUCCACGAAUGGAAAUUCACGCAUACGCCGGCCCAAUGAAUAAAGAAGGUGCAGAGAGAUUUCGGAAAAUGAUGAAGACGCCUCCAAGAAUAUUAAAUUUUGGCAGUCCACUACGUACACCAGCUACAAUUGCGUCUCUUAAGUUAAAAGAUCACGAAAAAGGUUUAGAACGACUCGGAAACAACCUCGCUAGAAAAAUGGACGUGCCUUGGAAAGAAUACUGGCCCUUCUUGGAUAGUUUCGUCGACCUUGCAUCCGAAGACGGUCUGCGACAAUUCGAGAACUAUUUAGCCGAAAAGAUGGCUGCCAAGUAUAACUGCGAUACCCCGUCACCGACAACAUCAGCAACACCUCCAUCACGUCAUAGUGGAGUGGGUAAGCUUCCAUGUUUUACCGAGCAUACAAGCUUAGCGGACCAAAUGGCGAGCAAUCGAAGCGCGGAAUGCAGCCCACUCACGGAGCUAUGUCGUGCGUUACAAGCAUGUAAAUUAAAUGAUAACAGCUACUAUUCGCCCAACAACAAUCACUCACACUCGAAUAUAAAUGGUGGUUAUACCAAUGGUGUUUGUGCUAUGAACAAUAAUGGCAACCCAAUUCAUCUCCGCGACUCGGAGACGAUGAACGGUCACGAAUCUCUUUCGUUGACCCUUAAUCCCACUUUGUGCAUUGAGAAAUCCCUGCAAGUUUUUGCAAAGCGUAUAUCCAAUGAUAUUAUUUAUCUUAUCGACGCUGAAAGUGAAACCUGUACGCUUAUAGAGACACAAGUUAAACAAUUGCAGUUGCUGAUGGUGAGCUACCGAUGCGACAAACGUUUCGAAACAGUUGAUAUUUCGAUUGCUCAUUCUCGCCUCGCGUAUUUGAUUAAAGCGCAACUCUCUAAAUAUCUGCACGAUAUGUCUGCUAAAGGAGUCAUGGAACGUCUAGCGUCCUGGCUGGAUUUCAGUGGCACGCACGGAGACUGUUUCUCUUCGGAUGAUGAAAGCGCACAAGGAGGCAACAGCCCAAUGCAUUCGAAAAGUCAGCAUACAAUUUGUCUGUUGAAAUGUUUGCGAGAAUUUUUAAGUAGCGAUUGUGUGCACGAAGAUAUUGUGUCCGAAACGCAAUGCGUAGACGUCUGGAAUCAUAUGAAACCGUGCGGGUGUACAUGGGAAUGUAAAACGAAAAAGCAAAAUGGCAGCAAGCGAUUGCAUUUGAAGAACAAAUUCGCUUCUUUGGUCCUGCACGAUAUACCCAGAAAAUUGUCGUUUGAAGAAAAUAAUCCUGAUGCGGUUAUUACAUAUGGAAAUAGUGAUACAUCAAGCAGUGAAGAGAUCGAUGACGACACCGAUGAAAUGUAUUACACCCCGCCUGGUACACCUAGUUUAUUAGAAGAUGAUCAAGAUGAUGAUGACAUGUUCCAAGAAACUCAACUUCCAGAUGAUGACAUAUACAUUGAAGGGGAUAUUCCAACUAAAAUCGACUACGCAGCAUUUAACGCCUUAAAGUACGCUGAAGCUGAUUUGAAUUCAAAAGACUAUCCCAAUAUAUGCCGAUGGCAUCAUGCUGUCGGCAUGUACAAUGAAAAGGAACGCGUUAGUUGGGCAAGUCCAAGUGUAGUAAAAUAUAACAUCGGAUCACCCAGUGUUACAUCAACUCCUGUAUCCCAUCGUACAAACCGUGGCAACCAAACCGCGAAAGACAUUCUCUCAUCUUCGCCACCGUACACACCGCCACAAUCAUGGCUGCGAGUGACCGGUGCCAAUUCACCGCGCGCCAGCCUGAAAUUGCAGCGAGGUAACGCCAGUUUUAAUACAUAAGCAAAAUUCAUGCGCGUUGCGUUUAUUAAAACUCGCAAAAGCAACAAGUUAUUGUUUCGAAGACAACGGUGAGUUAUUUAUGUGAAGUUAGCACAUGUUUUGUUCGUUCUACAACACGUAUUCCAGCCACUAUAAUCUAUAAAUUAUGUAUACCCGUCUUUAAAAAUGAGGUGGAAGUCCAUGUGGACAAUAUAUUAUGUAAUUUAUUUAUAAGAUAGUUUGAAAUGUUCCCUUUUGUUCUUUCUUCCAAUGGCAAAUGUGCAUUUUAUGUGUUGAAAUAUGUAAUUGAUAAGCGAAAUGAAAGCCGCAAAGAAUUCUAAAAACCGCAUAGUCUUCUAGUUUGUAAGAAAUAUGCAUUUAUGCAAAGCACAAAUCGAAAGUUUCAAAACAAAGAACUGUAUUAAAGAUUUUAGACAACAUUUACCAAGAAAUAAGACUGUUGAAUUAUAGCUUUCAUAUUAACUUGAAAACAAAAAUACUAAUCAACCUUUACAACAUUACUCUUUCAACUGGUUAAUAUUUGGGUGUUGGAGUAUAAAGUAAAGACUUCAGAGUUCAAAGAAGAAUUUGCUAAGAUGUGAAAUGUAUAAAAUAGUCAGAAAUGAAACGUGUUAACACAAUUUAAAUAAGUUAGGCGAUGAAGAUUGAUAUAUUCAAGUAAGUUUACCGCUGUAAAAUUAUGUGAUGAUUAUAUUUUUCUAUAUACUUAACAAUUAAACUAAUCACAAUAAAAAUAAAAUGCCAAAAAUUUAUACACAAUGGAUUUUACAGUAAAAUAAAAACGUAUAACAGAA
Messenger RNA from Dalotia coriaria, 3837 nucleotides. It is a transcript of the gene Ankle2, whose product is annotated as ankyrin repeat and LEM domain-containing protein 2. Gene Ontology annotation, cellular component: endoplasmic reticulum. Gene Ontology annotation, biological process: negative regulation of phosphorylation. Lineage: Eukaryota; Metazoa; Arthropoda; Insecta; Coleoptera; Staphylinidae. The transcript is spliced from 7 exons. Bases 287 to 3043 code for a protein of 918 amino acids. The record is from RefSeq and is a predicted model, not a curated record. Gene Ontology annotation, molecular function: protein phosphatase 2A binding.